UAGUUGUUGUUAGCGCCAACAUCGUGGAUACCUUCUCCGUUCCUCCCCCACAAUAUGCAAGCCACCUCCGCAUAAAGCGAGCCACGGGUCACAAUGUCGCGCUCUACAUCUCCUGAGUCUUCUGAGUAUUCCUUGGAAGGAGCUGAAAUCACAAUGUCGCGCACAUACACAGCGACCGACGAGCGCCCUACGCGAACACUCAUCCCAACAAGCGAUGCUGAGAUCUCCACAAUUGACGAGCUCAUUCGUCGGAGAGCUGCUGAGUUGGCAGAUGCACCGCUCAUUGGAUACCCGAACGAGGGUGUGACGGAUUACGAGGAUCACUCGGCGUUAGCGGUGAACAAAUACGCCGAUGCAGCUGCAGAAGCGUUGCAGCGGAGGGGCCUCAAGCAAGUGGACGCUUCCCUUGACAAGGCCCCUGUUGUAGGCAUACUCGCCCACUCCGGCCUGCCCUUUAUCAUCACACUCCUGGGUCUGAGCAGGCUUGGCUAUACUAGCUUGUUAUUAUCCACCCGCCUGGCUGCACCGGCCUUGGCUCGCCUACUCGAACUGACCGAUUGUGAUAUUCUCCUGAGCACGCCGAACUUCUAUCCUGUCUUGGAAGAGGUCAAGAGCGAGCGUGGCACGACUGUGCUCCAGCUGUUGAAGCAUGAUGAGUACUAUGGCGUGGAUGCACCUAGCUUCCACCGUACGUACGAUCCGCUCAAGGAGACCACCAAGAACAUUGUCAUCAUUCACUCUUCGGGCUCGACCGGUCUGCCUAAGCCCAUCUACCUUACCAAUCGCACCUGUAUCGCAGCUUUCUCGACAAACCUGGACAGGAAAGCUUUGAUGACACAGCCUCUCUUCCACAGCUUCGGCUUCUAUGAGACCUUCCGAUCGAUAUACUCAGGAAAGCCGAUGUACUACUUCAACUAUGCCUUCCCGUUGACGAAGCAGAACAUCACGGCGACACUCGCAGCUGUCAAACCUGACCUGCUCUUCUGUGUGCCAUAUGUCCUUAAGCUCCUUGGAGAGUCAGAAGAGGGCAUCAAAGCCCUUGCAGACAUCGAAAUUGUCAUGUAUGGCGGUAGUGCAUGCCCUGACGAUCUUGGAGAUAUGCUGGUCAAGAACGGUGUCAACCUGGUCGCAAACUAUGGCGCAACCGAGACAGGAAGGUUGUCAACCUCAGUCCGUCCUAAGGGAGAUCUCGCGUGGAACUACCUUCGACUUCUACCCGAAGUGAAGCAGUACGUGCUCAUGGACGAGAUCACCCCAGGCAUCUUCGAGUGUGUCGCACUUGACGGUCUGCGCUCAAAGAACACCAACAACUCAGACGACCCACCUCGAUCCUUCCGAACAAGGGACCUGUUCAUGCAGCACCCUACGAACCCAGACUUCUGGAGGUUUGUGUCAAGACUUGAUGACAGACUUACCUUGGUCAAUGGCGAGAAGGUCCUCCCAAUCCCCAUUGAGGGUAGGAUACGACAAGAAGGUCUUGUGAAGGAGGCAGUUGUGUUCGGUGAUGGCAAGAGUCUUCCUGGAGUCCUUGUCAUCAAGUCUGACGCUGCUAAUCACAUGUCGGACGACGACUUCUUCUUCGAGAUCUGGCCGGCUGUGCAAGAUGCGAACUCUCGUGCCGAAAGUUUCUCACGCAUACCAGAGGACCUCGUCAUCAUUCUGCCAGCAGACACCGAAUACGCGAAGACCGAUAAGGGUACUUUCAUCCGUGCGCAAGUCUACAUGCAGUUCAAGGACUUGAUCGAGUCAGCAUACGCCAACUUUGAAAAUGGCAAUGACGAAGCCGGCACCGUUGCACUACCCCUGCCGGAGCUCGAGGCUUACCUCCUUCAAAGGUUCCAAGAAAGCCUUGGUGUUGAGCUUUCAGCUACGGAUGACUUCUUCGCCUUGGGCAUCGACAGUCUGCAGUGCAUGAAGAUGUGGAGCUUGAUGAAGAAGGAGCUCGACCUUGGUGGACGACAGUCUCAACUUGGUCAGAACGUCUUGUACGAGACUGGCAACAUCCAAGCUCUCGCUCGCCAUAUCGAUGCUUUACGCACCGGAAAUACAGAGGAAGCCAAAGACGCUUACCAAGUCAUGCAAGACCUUGUCGCAAAGCACUCAUCCUUCAAGACUUACGAAGAGGCCAAUCGCGUCGCUCCUACUUCAGAGACUGUCGUUUUGACUGGUGUUACUGGAGGUCUCGGCGCACACCUCCUCGCUCAGCUUGUCCGUGAUCCGACUGUAUCUACAGUGUGGGCGCUUGUUCGUGCAUCAUCAGAACAUGCUGCGCUUGAGAGGACACUGCAAAGCCUCACCUCACGAGGCAUCUCUCUGUCGCUGAAAGAGAUCCACAAGAUUGUCGCGGUACCAUCCGACCUCAGUAAGCCGGACUUUGGCCUUGGUGCCGAGAGAUUUGAGCAACUACGCUCGAGUCUUACUCUCGUCAUCCACAGUGCGUGGGCAGUCAACUUCAACAUCUCUGUCGAGAGCUUCGAAGACCAACACAUCAAGGCCGUCCCGAACUUCAUCAACCUCUGUCAAUCGACCACACAUGGCUCACCAGCGCGGUUCUACUUCUGUUCUUCGGUUUCCUCCACCGGAGGUACACCACGCCCUGGCUCAGUCCCCGAGACACCUGUUCGGGACAUCGCUCACGUUCAAGGCACAGGCUACGCCAGAUCCAAGUAUGUCGCAGAGCAGAUCGUUCGCAAUGCGAUGAAAGAUGUUGGUGCCCAGGCCCGCGUACUCAGGAUCGGUCAACUUGUUGGAGACAGCAAGGUCGGGGAGUGGAACACUACUGAGGGAAUCCCCCUCAUGAUCCAGACGGCUGUGACUCUCGGCGCACUGCCUCAGCUUGACGAAGAGAUGAACUGGCUUCCUGUCGACUACGCGGCCCGCAUUAUCCUCGAUGUCUGCAAACCCGAACGCGCUGCAGCACGUGCAUCUAAUCCCGAUCUCGUCUAUCACGUCCUGAACCCUGCACGCUUCCACUGGACGCGAGACAUGCUACCCGCACUGUCCGAGGCUGGUCUUGAGUUUGAAUCACUGCCCACAGACCAGUGGAUGGACAGGCUACGCAACUCCGACCGCGAUCCGAAGACAAACCCACCGAUCAAGCUGCUUGAUUGGUUUGAGGGCAAGUACGGCAGCGCUGCUUCUACAAAGCCAAAGGGCCCGCUGGAGUACAUCACAGAAGAGACGGGCAAGGAUAGUGAAUCGCUGGGCCAGAUACCCAGUGUCACCGAUGCUCAGUAUAUGAGCAUGGUCAUCGGUAGGCUGAAGAAGCGCUGGGCGGCAUAGAUGUAAGAGUAAGACAAUCUCGGCAUAUAGAAACAUGUAAUUAGAUAGCAUUAUAGGAGUUGGGACUUGAACAAUACACGCA
Molecule: messenger RNA, 3364 nt
Organism: Didymella exigua CBS 183.55
Lineage: Eukaryota; Fungi; Ascomycota; Dothideomycetes; Pleosporales; Didymellaceae
Product: acetyl-CoA synthetase-like protein
Exons: 3
Coding region: 94-3282 (1062 amino acids)
Source: RefSeq, a predicted model, not a curated record